Molecule: messenger RNA, 4560 nt
Organism: Colletotrichum truncatum
Lineage: Eukaryota; Fungi; Ascomycota; Sordariomycetes; Glomerellales; Glomerellaceae
Product: ABC transporter CDR4-like protein 3
Biological process (GO): transmembrane transport
Cellular component (GO): membrane
Molecular function (GO): ATP hydrolysis activity; ABC-type transporter activity; ATP binding
Source: RefSeq, a predicted model, not a curated record
AUGGCUUUCGCCGGGAUGGCCUCUAUCCCCAACUACGAUAGCACAGCUCAGACUUCUGGCGUGCCCAUCACCUCGGGGCGCCAAAACCACCACGAAGAGGAGGAAAUUGCCGCCGCGAACCAGAAUACCGUUGAUACCGCCGCCACCUCCGUAACUGAGGUCGGUGGCAGUGAUGCCGGUACCAAGAAGCGCUCCAGCCCUCCCGAAAGCGCAGACGAUGACGAUUCCGAGAUGGAGCGCCGCCAGUCACUGGUCCAGUCUCUCGCCCGCCACUACUCCCAUGCCUCAGGAACUGCUGCUGCGCCCGGAGGCAACCCUUUCUUCGCCGACGAGAACUCCCCCUUGAACCCUCACUCCAAGAACUUCCAGGGUCGUGCUUGGGCUCGCGCCGUUGUCGAUCUUGUUCAACAACAGGGCGCCUCCUUCCGCACCUCCGGUGUUGCUUUCCAGAACCUCAAUGUUUACGGAUAUGGUCAGGCCACCGACUACCAGAAGGAUGUCGGUAACGUUUGGCUGAGUGCUGCCGGCCUUGUUCGCCGCUUCACUGGCGAUGCAAAGACCAGAAUCGAUAUCUUGAGCAACUUUGACGGUCUUGUCCGCAAGGGCGAGAUGUUGGUUGUUCUGGGACCCCCCGGUUCCGGUUGCUCGACCUUCUUGAAGACUAUUGCCGGUGAGACCAACGGUCUGUACACCGAUGACAAGUCCUACUUCAACUACCAAGGAAUGACCGCUAAGGAAAUGCACACGAACCAUCGUGGCGAGGCCAUUUACACCGCAGAGGUGGAUGUUCACUUUCCUCAGCUGUCCGUCGGCGAUACUUUGACCUUCGCCGCCCGUGCCCGUCAACCCCGCAACUUGCCCGAGGGCAUCGACAAGGCUACUUUUGCUAAUCAUCUGAGGGAUGUUGUCAUGGCCAUGUUUGGUAUCUCUCACACCAUUAACACUCGCGUUGGUAACGAGUACAUCCGUGGUGUGUCGGGUGGUGAGCGUAAGCGUGUCACCAUUGCCGAGGCCGCUCUUUCUGGUGCUCCCCUUCAAUGCUGGGAUAACAGUACCCGUGGUCUGGAUUCUGCCAACGCCAUCGAAUUUUGCAAAACUCUGCGCCUGCAGACCGAGCUUUUCGACAGCACCGCCUGCGUGUCCAUUUACCAGGCCCCCCAGAGUGCAUAUGACUUGUUCGACAAGGUUGUUGUGCUGUAUGAGGGACGCCAAAUCUUCUUCGGCAAGGCCAAUGAGGCAAGACAGUACUUCAUCGACCUUGGCUAUGACUGCCCUCCUCGUGCCACCACUCCUGACUUCUUGACGUCCAUGACCUCCCCCCAGGAGCGUCAUGUUCGUCCCGGCUGGGAGAACCGUGCCCCUCGCACUCCCGACGAGUUCGCCGCCUGCUGGAAGAACAGCGAAAACUACAAGGCCCUUCAGGCCGAGAUUGAGGAGUACAAGCAAUCUCACCCCCUCAAUGGUCCUGAUGCCGAGGCUUUCCGUGCCUCCAAGAAGGCCCAGCAGGCCAAGGGUCAGCGCGCCAAGUCUCCCUUCACUCUGUCUUACGUCCAGCAAAUUGAGCUCUGCUUGUGGCGCGGAUGGAAGCGCUUGGUCGGUGACCCCAGUAUCACCGUCGGAUCUCUUAUUGGAAACAUCGUCAUGGCCCUCAUCAUUGGAAGUGUGUUCUAUAACCUGCAACCCAACACCCAGAGCUUCUUCCAGCGUGGUGCCCUUCUCUUCUUUGCCCUGCUCAUGAACGCUUUCUCUAGUGCCCUUGAAAUUCUCACCCUGUACGCUCAACGUCCUAUCGUCGAGAAGCAUGCCCGUUACGCUCUAUACCAUCCCUCCGCCGAGGCUAUUGCAUCCAUGUUAUGCGAUUUGCCGUACAAAAUUUCGAAUACGCUGGUUUUCAACUUGGUGCUCUACUUCAUAACGAACCUGCGACGCGAGCCUGGGGCCUUCUUCUUCUUCCUGCUGAUCUCAUUCUUCACGGUACUCACCAUGUCCAUGAUCUUCCGUACCAUCGCCUCGUCGUCCCGUACGCUCUCGCAGGCCAUGGUUCCGGCUGCCAUCCUUAUCCUGGACCUUGUUAUUUUCACCGGUUUCGUUAUCCCCAUCGACUACAUGUUGGGCUGGUGCCGCUGGCUAAACUAUUUGGAUCCUCUGGCUUAUUCUUUCGAGUCGCUCAUUGUCAAUGAGUUCCACGGCCGCAACUUCGAAUGCUCGCGCAACCAAUACGUCCCCAACCCCGACGUUCCUGGAUACGACAAUCUCCCGUCGGCUCAGCGUGUUUGCAGUGCUAUUGGUUCCGUUGCUGGCCUUGACUACGUCAACGGCGAUGACUAUGUCGGCUCCGGUUUCCGCUACGAUUGGAACAACCGCUGGCGCAACUUUGGUAUCCUGAUUGCUUUCAUGAUGUUCUUCUUGUUCACAUACAUGGUUACUGCCGAGUUGGUCUCCGAGAAGAAGUCCAAGGGUGAGGUUCUCGUCUUCCGCCGUGGACACAAGCCUGCGGCGCUCAAGGAGAAGCAUUCUGAUGACCCCGAGGACAUUCGUGUUGGACCUGUCACCACCGCCGACCGCAACCGUGUUAGUGAGAAGGGUGGCGGCGGCAACAUCGAGGAGCAAAAGUCGACUUUCCACUGGAACGACGUCUGCUACGAGGUUCAAAUCAAGAAGGAAACAAGGCGCAUUUUGGAUCAUGUCGACGGCUGGGUCAAGCCUGGUACCCUCACUGCUCUCAUGGGUGUUUCUGGUGCCGGUAAGACCACACUUCUGGAUUGUUUGGCUGAUCGUACCUCUAUGGGUGUCAUCACCGGAGAAAUGCUUGUCGACGGUUACCACCGUGAUGCCUCCUUCCAGCGCAAGACCGGUUACGUUCAACAACAGGAUCUGCACUUGCAAACCACAACCGUCCGCGAAGCCCUCAACUUUAGUGCCCUCCUUCGUCAACCUGCUCAUGUCCCUAAGCAGGAGAAGCUCGACUACGUUGAGGAGGUUAUUAAGCUACUGGAUAUGGAGGAAUACGCUGAUGCUGUCGUCGGUGUUCCUGGCGAGGGUCUUAACGUCGAACAGCGUAAGCGUCUUACUAUCGGUGUUGAACUUGUCGCCAAACCCCCUCUGUUGCUCUUCGUUGACGAGCCUACCUCCGGUCUCGACUCGCAAACAUCUUGGGCUAUUCUCGAUCUUUUGGAGAAGCUUACCAAGAGCGGCCAAGCUAUUCUUUGCACGAUUCACCAGCCUUCUGCUAUGCUCUUCCAGCGUUUUGAUCGUCUCCUCUUCCUUGCCAAGGGUGGUAAGACUGUCUACUUCGGUGAUAUCGGCGAGAACUCCAAGGUUAUGACUUCUUACUUUGAGCGUAAUGGAGGCUUUCCCUGCCCCGCUGAUGCCAACCCGGCCGAGUGGAUGUUGGAGGUCAUUGGUGCAGCCCCCGGUUCCCACACUGAUGUCGACUGGCACCAGGCCUGGCGCAACAGCGCCGAGUACGGCGAGGUCAAGAAGGAAUUGCAGCGUCUCAAGGACGAGCGCGGCCCUGAGAUGCAUGCUACCCAGGACAAGGCCAGCUACCGUGAAUUCGCCGCCCCUUUCUUCGGUCAGCUCAAGGAGGUUACCCAUCGUGUCUUCCAACAGUACUGGAGAACCCCCUCGUACAUCUACGCCAAGGCUGCCCUCUGCACUCUGGUUGCUGCUUUUAUUGGCUUCGUUUUCUUCAAGGCCCCCAACACCCAGCAGGGUCUCCAGAACCAGAUGUUCGCCAUCUUCAACCUGCUUACCGUCUUUGGCCAGCUUGUCCAGCAGACUAUGCCUCAUUUCGUCAUUCAGCGAUCCCUGUAUGAGGUGCGCGAGCGCCCGUCUAAGGUGUACGGUUGGAAGGUCUUCAUGCUCAGUCAGAUCAUUGUCGAGUUGCCCUGGAAUACAUUGAUGGCUGCCAUCAUGUACUUCUGCUGGUACUACCCUGUUGGCCUCUACAACAACGCAGUCGCUGCUGACCAGGUCGCGGAGCGUGGCGCGCUCAUGUUCCUAUACUUGCUUGUUUUCCUGCUGUUCACAUCGACCUUUACUGAUUUCAUCAUCGCCGGAUUCGAGACCGCAGAGGCCGGAGGUAACAUUGCCAACUUGCUGUUCAUGCUCUGCCUUAUCUUCUGUGGUGUCCUCGCCAACCCCGACUCCAUCCCGCGUUUCUGGAUCUUCAUGUACCGCGUAUCACCCUUCACAUAUAUCGUGUCGGGUAUGUUGUCGACUGCAGUCGCCAACACUAAUGUUAUUUGCGCUGCCAACGAAUAUCUCCACUUCGAUCCCCCCUCGCAACAGACAUGCGAACAGUUCAUGGGCCAGUACAUCCAGAUUGCCGGUGGUUACCUCAGGGAGCCCAACGCCACUACUAACUGCGAGUUCUGCGUCAUGGAUGAUACCAACCGCUUCCUUGCCAACGUCAAGAGCGACUACGCCGACCGGUGGAGGAACUUUGGCAUUGCCUGGGUCUACAUCAUCUUCAACAUCUUUGCUGCGCUCGGCCUCUACUGGCUGGCAAGAGUGCCCAAGAAGGGUGGCCUCUUUGGCAAGAAGAAGACCGAGUAA